Dermatophagoides farinae (American house dust mite) is the source of this 846-nucleotide messenger RNA. Its product is annotated as N-alpha-acetyltransferase 30. NCBI's taxonomy places the organism in Eukaryota, Metazoa, Arthropoda, Arachnida, Sarcoptiformes, Pyroglyphidae. The record is from RefSeq and is a predicted model, not a curated record. Gene Ontology annotation, cellular component: NatC complex. Gene Ontology annotation, molecular function: protein-N-terminal amino-acid acetyltransferase activity. Gene Ontology annotation, biological process: N-terminal peptidyl-methionine acetylation.
AUCACUUAUUUUUGAUUUCUUGGUUUUGUCAAUCUUUUCUUGUAGAUAUUUUUUUUUUUUAUUUAUCGUUUAUCCAUCACCGUACAAUUAUUUGUCUGUCUGUUUGUGUGUGUGUGUGUGUGUGCAUUUACGCAAUGAAUAACGACAACAGCGACGAUGUUAAUAUUGUGAUCAAACAUAAUGAUAAUGAUGAUGAUGAACAAUCAUCAUCAACAAUGGCAACAAUGUUAACAAAUGAAUUUGAUCAAAUAAAAAUAUCCAAUACGUCAAUGAUGAAAUUAUAUGAAAAUCCAAAUAAUCUCCAUAAUGAUAAUGAUGAUGAUCAACUACCAGAAUCAAAUUCAUCAUCGUCGUCAUCACAAUCAUCAUCAAUUGAAUAUAUUUGUUAUAAAAAUGAAACACAAAUGCCCGAUAUAAUGCGUUUAAUACAAAAAGAUUUAUCUGAACCAUAUUCAAUUUAUACAUAUCGUUAUUUUAUUCACAAUUGGCCACAAUUAUGUUUUCUUGCAAUGGAUCAGAAUGUAUGCAUUGGAGCAAUUGUUUGUAAACUUGAUUAUAAAAAAAGAAAAAUUCUACGUGGUUAUAUAGCCAUGUUGGCUGUGGAUGAACGUUAUCGUAAACGUAAAAUUGGAUCGAAUCUUGUGCUGAAAGCAAUCAAUGUUAUGAUCGAAUUGAAUGCCGAUGAAGUUGUACUUGAAACCGAGGUUACAAAUCGUCCAGCAUUGAUGUUAUAUGAAAAUCUAGGAUUUAUACGUGAUAAACGUCUGUUUCGUUAUUAUUUAAAUGGUGUGGAUGCUUUACGUUUGAAAUUAUGGUUAAAAUAAAAUAUAAAAAAAUUAUCGGAAA